Messenger RNA from Notothenia coriiceps (black rockcod), 2931 nucleotides. RefSeq names its product mucin-5AC. The coding region runs from base 111 to 2015 and encodes 634 amino acids. The record is from RefSeq and is a predicted model, not a curated record. Lineage: Eukaryota; Metazoa; Chordata; Actinopteri; Perciformes; Nototheniidae. The transcript has 10 exons.
GAGGUCCUUCACUUCAACCACAGCUGACAACAAAAAACCCAGAGAUUUCACAGCAGGAAAUAACUUCAGCACACACUGGACAAAGAGCUCUCUCCAUUUCUGCUAAUGUGAUGAUGGCCUCCGCUGCUUUCAUAAAAGACACAGGCUGCACAGGCAUGCUGUACGUCCUCCUGUUUGGACUACUGCUGCCUUCAGUGUCAACCACUACAAUGUCCCCUUCCACUACUGCCUCCACGUCAACCGCAGCACCUACUACCACCAUGGCAGCCAUGACAACCACCGGCACCAUCCAGUCCACCACUGUCAUGACCACUGGAGCCCCAGCAGCCAUCACCAAUACCCAGCCCCCUACCACCACCUCUGGACCCACAACCACGGUCCAGCCCCCCACCGUUAGCGCAGCAACCCCCACCGCCCAGCCUGCCACCUCAGCCACUGUUGGAGGUACAACAAUUGGCAGCACCACCCAGUCUGUCAAAACCAUAACCACCUCCGGAGGGAUAGCAUCCACCCAGUCCCCUACACCGACAGCAAUAUCUGGAGGUACAGCAUCCACCACCCAGUCCCCUACACCGUCAGCAACAUCUGGAGGUACAGCAUCCACCACCCAGUCUCCUACACCGUCAGCAACAUCUGGAGGUACAGCAUCCACCACCCAGUCUCCUACACCGUCAGCAACAUCUGGAGCUACAGCAUCCACCACCCAGUCCCCUACACUGGCAGCAACAUCUGGAGCUACAGCAUCCACCACCCAGUCCCCUACACUGGCAGCAACAUCUGGAGGUACAGCAUCCACCACCCAGUCUCCUAUACCGUCAGCAACAUCUGGAGCUACACCAUCCACCCAGUCCCCCACACCCACAGCAACCUCUGGAGGCACAGCAUCCACCCAAUCCCCUACACUCAAAACCACCUUACCUUCCACAGCAUCCACCACCCAGUCCCCUACACCCACAGCAACAUCUGGAGCUACACCAUCCACCCAGUCCCCUACACCCACAGCAACCUCUGGAGGUACAGCAUCCACCCAGUCCCCUACAUCCACACCCACAUCUGGAGGCACAGCAUCCACCCAAUCCCCUACACUCAAAACCAGCUUACCUUCCACAGCAUCCACCACCCAGUCCCCCACACCCACAGCAACCUCUGGAGCUACAGCAUCCACCCAGUCCCCUACACCCACAGCAACCUCUGGAGCCAGCACCAUGUCCGGACCUGCCUCCUCCUCCUCCUCCUCCUCCUCUUCCAUGAACUCAAACUCUACUCUUUGGAUCUCAAUGACGUCCAAAACUCCUUCAUCAAACUCUACUUGUGGCAUGACUGGUAUGAAUGGAACCACUAUGAUGUACUGCCCCUCGUUCACCUGUAACUACACAGACUGCUAUACGAUGUACACCAGUCAGAAUACAACGUUAUGUGCUGAUGGUGUCUGCUUGUGUCAGCUGAUCAAACAGACGGACAUGUGUUACACCGUUGGCUGCAGCUUGUCCUGUGCUGAUAGCUGCGUCAACGCCUCUCAGACCAACUGCUCUGUGUACUGCUGCAAUUCUACCGGCUGCCUUAAUAGCAGUUUUGCAUCCAUGAUGAUGAUUACAACCACAGUAAUGCCAAGGACAACUACCAAACCCACAAUGAAAACCACCAUUCUUCCAACAACAGCAAACAAAGGAAACAAAUGCCAUAUUGGUUCAUGUACUGGCACAGAUUGCUACAAAACUUUUCAAACAGCCCAGACAUGCACCUCCUCACAGCCACACUGUCAGCUGAAAAAGGAGAAAGAGGGGUCUGAUUUGAAGUGGACGGCAGGCUGCACCACCAACUGUUCUGCCCAGACUCCAUGCAAGGCCUCCACACUACCUCCAUGUCACCUGGAGUGCUGCAACGCCACUAUGACCUCCUGCCUGUGGUUGAACGGCACGUUGAAUGUUCCUAAUUUCUCCACAAGAGGUCCUCAUCUCAACACAGAAUUGGUUGCUUCCUUAUUUUUCCUGCUCGUCAUCACUUUACUGCUCUGAGUCUCUGAGUAGGAGCUAGCUCAGCUGCUCUGCGGGUCAUUAGGUAAUCAGAGCUUUGUGUCAUUCCUCCAGAGAGAGCAGAGGAUACCAAUAUUUCAUUUAUCUCACUGAUAUUUACAUGUGAUUGUAAUGUAUAUAUGUAAGGGAUUGUGUAAAGCCUCAGUUACCAUGUUGACUUUGUGUCUCCUUUUUUUUUUUAAACAUUUCUAAAUCCCCUUUUUAUCUCUAGUUCAAGAACAACCAAAAUGGCUUGAACAGUAUUUGUAAAUGAAAAAUUAUAUAUUAUAUAACUUCAGGAAUCACUUUACAUUUGAGGUGCAAAUCACCUAUAAAAUUAACACAAUCAUUUUUCACUUUAAACUUUUUUUCUCACUGGAUUUUUAAGAAAUAUUUUUUAAUCACCAUGUCAUUUCUUUGAGCCAUGCACUUGCCCAUAACUUAAUUUCAAGAACUGUUUUCUUGAAGAAAGCUAAAACGGUUUUUGUUUGCACCUAUCGGAAUUAUUUUAGACGUAUUCGUAUGUGUGAGUGAGCCUAAACACGUUUUUGUUAUUGAUGUGGUUAGAAAUGUUUUACUACUUGAAACUCUCCCUAGAUUAUCUUCUCUUCAAGCCAUUGUGAGAGUAUCACAGCUUUGACUCUAAAUGCACUUUAUGAAACACACACAUGUUGAGCUGUUACAGGGUGUUGUGAAGGUUUGCUGAAGUUUUAAUGAAGUGUGCAAUGAAGUACUUUGGGCUAUUCUUUAGUUAAUAUUUUUGUGAAUUUUGAGGUGUCUAUAUUGUGUGGUUUACAGAGAAUAUUUUAAGGUAUAAUGGUGUCAUGUAAAUGUUAAAUGCAAUUAGAAAUGUUAAAAUGCAUUCUAGUUGUGUGUACUGUGUAAAAUAUGAUUGUGCCUUAUAAUGAAAUGAGCUAUA